GUUUACUUACGCAGGUUGUGAUGUAAAUUACUAUUUAUGUGUACCUUUAUCGCCGCCCACUAUUUAUGUGAACCAUCAACGUUUCAUUGGUUUUAGUUUUGUCACAAAAUGUACCUCGUUACCGUGGUACUUCUUCUACAAUCAGUGUCCAUCCUAUGCAGCAACAUAUUAGGCGUGUUCAUAUUCCCUUCAGUUAGCCACCAAAGCGUCUUUCAGUCAAUCUGGAAAGAACUGUCCUUGAAAGGUCACAACGUUACCGUGAUAACACCAAAUCCUUUAAACGACCCAACCUUGACAAAUCUAACUGAAAUUAGUAUUAGCUUCACCUACAACUUUCUGAAACAAAGCACAAUCCCAAAACUUUUGUCAAAAGAAGGCAACAUUUUCCACAACUAUGAUGCUACUGCCCGCUUUAUGGAUAUUAUUGUAGAAGCCGAACUCAACAGUACUGGCUUCAAAGAACUGAUAGCUGAUCAGUCCAGACGUUUUGAUUUGAUUUUUGUUGAAUUUCUUCAUCCAAUUGUGUACGCUUUAGGAGGGAGAUUCGAAGCACCUGUCAUUGGAGUUUCGGCCUUUGGAAUAAUGUCGGUCCACCAUAACAUUAUUGGUAAUCCAAGACAUCCAGUACUGUAUCCAGAUCUUUUAUUUGGUUUCUAUAAUAUCGAGUCGUCAGUGUGGAAAAAAAUUAAAAGUGGAUUAUGGAACGUGUGGACGGAGUACUACCACCAUGUUAUUUGGGUACCAAGAGAACAUAGAGUUGCCAAGAAAUACUUUGGUGAAGAUUUGCCGUUCUUAGGGGAUCUCGAGAAGGCUCAAAAUAUGUUUUUUCUAAAUGUAAACCCUUUGUUGUAUCCGCUGAGGCCCAACGUGCCGGCUAUAGUCGAAAUGGGGCAAAUGCACAUCAAACCGGUACAACCGCUUCCUCAAGAUUUGCAACAAAUAUUAGACGAUGCCACCAAAGGUGUGAUCUAUGUCAGCUUAGGUUCGAACGUCAAAAGCGUAAAUUUAGAUGAAAAACUGAGGAAUACAAUAGUAGAAGCCUUAUCUGAAUUACCUUACAAAGUUUUGUGGAAAUGGGAGUACGAAUCUUUGCCUGGAAAACCAAAGAACGUGGUAACAAGAAACUGGUUUCCCCAACAGGAUCUCCUUGCACAUCGAAACAUUCGUGCUUUCGUUACACAAGGGGGUCUUCAAUCCAUUGAAGAAGCAGUCUCUAGAGGGGUACCACUUAUUGGGAUGCCUUUCAUGGGAGAUCAGCCUUCAAAUGUGCAAAAGAUCGUAGACACGGGGAUCGGGGUAGGUGUUGAUCCAAGUACCGUGAGCAAGGAGGAACUAAGACAAUGUAUAAUUCAGGUUGCCGAAAACAAUAAAUAUAAAAAACGAAUCGAAGAAAGUCGUAAACUUUUGUACGAUAAGCCGAUGACGGGGCUGGAAAAGGUUGUUUGGUGGGCUGAGUACGUUAUAAGGCAUAAGGGAGCAAUACAUUUGAGGAGUCCAGGGGCUGAUUUUUCUUGGUUUGAGUAUUUAUUAGUGCAAGUUGUCUUAGUAGUAACGAUUAUCAUUAUUACUAUAAUUUAUCUCUUGUAUAAAGUAAGGUCGUAUAUUAAAUAA
This is a messenger RNA of Zophobas morio, 1611 nucleotides long. RefSeq names its product UDP-glycosyltransferase UGT5-like. Lineage: Eukaryota; Metazoa; Arthropoda; Insecta; Coleoptera; Tenebrionidae. Gene Ontology annotation, molecular function: UDP-glycosyltransferase activity. The coding region runs from base 109 to 1611 and encodes 500 amino acids. The record is from RefSeq and is a predicted model, not a curated record. The transcript is spliced from 4 exons.